AUGUCGAGGAAAGCACUCGAGGCGAAGGCGUUCCUGCUCCGAUGCAGAAGGGCAUACUGCACCACGAGACCGCUCUACCAAGAAUUCCGCCCGGCGACCGCGCCGCGACAAUUCCCUCCUCUCACCCAGAUCCGAGACAACGUGGAGCUCUACGAACGAAACUGCCGGGUGCGAAACUAUGGCAGCCACGAGGACAUCCCGCGCCGAGUGGCGGACAACGUGAGAAAGAUGAGGGACCUGGACCAGCGCAUGGCCGGGUCCCGUCACACGUUGAAGGAGCUGCAGAGACAAUUGAACAACGCGGCGAAAGAGAGCAAGGCGGAUAUCGUGGCGCAGAUGAAAUCUGUCAGGCCGGAAGUCGACGCUCUGCAAGCCGAGCACGACGCACUCGAGCUCGAGACGCGCAAUAUUGCACUGUCCCUGCCGAACUUGACGUAUUCGGACACACCCACCGGUGGUGAACCACGGUUGCGGUCCUACGUCAACUAUGACCCGGACAAACCGCCGCAGUAUGGCCCGUCGGCCGACCACUCGAUAAUCGGCGAGAAGCUUGGUCUUCUUGAUUUUUCGUCGUCGUCGAUGACAUCUGGUUGGGGGUUUUACUUCUUGCUGAACGAGGCGGCUCUGUUGGAACAUGCCCUGGUCCAGUACGCCUUGUCUGUUGCCAUGCAGCGCGGCUGGUCCGUUGUCUCCCCGCCGUCCCUGGUCUACUCCCACAUGGCCGCCGCCUGCGGAUUCCAGCCCCGGGACCAAAACGACGAACAACAGAUCUGGCAGAUAGCGCAGCCGGAAAAGGAUGCAGGAAAACCAACCCGCAGUCUCGCAGCAACGGCCGAGAUCCCUCUCGCAGGGACGUAUGCCGGCAAGGCGAUUCCUGCAGCACGCCUACCUCUCAAGCUCGUUGGGUCCAGCCGCUGUUUCCGCGCCGAGGCUGGUGCGCGCGGCGUCGACACCAAGGGUCUGUACCGGGUGCACGAAUUCACAAAGGUCGAAAUGUUCGCGUGGACCGAUUGCCCACCACCAAGUAGCAGCGGUGGAGGCUUGACGGACGAAUCAGAGUGGAUAGAGGAUUCCGGGCGCGUUUUGAAUGAGAUGGUGGAAAUUCAGACGGAGAUUUUGUCUUCGCUCGGCAUCCCCUGUCGAGUCCUCGAGAUGCCCACGUCAGACCUGGGUGCGAGCGCGUACCGCAAGAUCGACAUCGAGGCCAUGUUUCCGUCGAGAAAGAAGAAAGACGAGGGCUGGGGCGAAGUCACUUCGGCGUCCAUCUGCACCGACUACCAGAGCCGCAGACUCGACACGAGGGUCUUGGAGGGAGAUGGGUCGAGGAAGAAGUUUGCACACACCGUCAACGGGACGGCCAUUGCAAUCCCGAGAGUUCUCGCCGCGCUCUUGGAGAAUGGUUGGCGCGAAGACCAGGGCUGCGUGGUUAUCCCGCAAGUUCUGAGGAGGUACAUGGGCGGACUGGAGAAGAUUGGACCUCGUUGA
Molecule: messenger RNA, 1485 nt
Organism: Fonsecaea nubica
Lineage: Eukaryota; Fungi; Ascomycota; Eurotiomycetes; Chaetothyriales; Herpotrichiellaceae
Product: serine-tRNA ligase
Exons: 1
Coding region: 1-1485 (494 amino acids)
Biological process (GO): mitochondrial seryl-tRNA aminoacylation
Cellular component (GO): mitochondrion
Molecular function (GO): serine-tRNA ligase activity; tRNA binding; ATP binding
Source: RefSeq, a predicted model, not a curated record